Messenger RNA from Chiloscyllium plagiosum (whitespotted bambooshark), 3738 nucleotides. Its product is annotated as serine/threonine-protein kinase PAK 2-like. NCBI's taxonomy places the organism in Eukaryota, Metazoa, Chordata, Chondrichthyes, Orectolobiformes, Hemiscylliidae. Gene Ontology annotation, biological process: protein phosphorylation. Gene Ontology annotation, molecular function: ATP binding; protein serine/threonine kinase activity. The record is from RefSeq and is a predicted model, not a curated record.
GGGUGGCUCGGGAAGCGAACAGGCGGCGGCCGCGGCGGGAGGAGGUGGAGCCGGUGACUGGGACGAACACUUUCUCGGUCCUGCCCACCCCCCCGUCCUCCGACCCCUGCUGACUUGUGGCUCGUGGGCCGGGGCCGGGCUUCACUUCCGCUUCCCUCCGCCACGGCUCGCCCUCUCUGUCUCUCACACACACGCUCUCAUUCUGUGUGUCCCAGCCCCGCCCAGGGGGGAGCCCCCAAGGCUUGCACGGCCCCUACCGCCGGAGACCCAGCGCUGCAGUCCCGGGUUGUUUUAACCUGGAAUAAUGUCCAAUAACGGAGAGUUGGAGGACAAACCACCGGCACCCCCUGUACGUGUGAGUAGCACUAGUUUCCCAAUGGGCAGCAAGGACACGCUGUUGACUAACCACAAUGCCAAGCCACUGCCAUCUGUACCUGAAGAGAAACAGAAGCGGACAAAACUCAAGUCUAUUUUCUCAAACACUGGAGAAAAAGCAAAUAAGAAGAGAGAAAAGGAACGGCCAGAAAUAUCUCCUCCGUCAGACUUUGAGCAUACGAUCCAUGUUGGGUUCGAUGCCGUGACAGGGGAAUUCACGGGAAUGCCCGAACAAUGGGCUCGACUAUUACAGACAUCCAACAUCACCAAACUGGAACAGAAGAAAAAUCCUCAGGCUGUGCUCGAUGUGCUCAAAUUCUACGAUUCCAAAGAUACAGCGAAACAGAAAUACCUGAGCUUCACAGAGCAACCAGACAGGUUUCCUGCAGUUACGCCUGCACAUAGUACAAAGAGCACUGAGCCAUCGAGUGUACAAACAGUACUGGAGGAGGAUGAUGAUGAGGCUCCACCCCCAGCCAUCGCACCACGGCCAGAUUGCACCAAAUCUGUUUACACGCGAUCUGUGAUUGAUCCGAUUCCUCCACCUGCCAGCAGAGAAGCAGAUGGUGAUGGCACUUCAAAGGGUUUGGACAAAACAAAAAAGAAGGCAAAGAUGACAGAUGACGAGAUUAUGGAAAAACUGAGAACUAUUGUGAGUGUUGGAGAUCCAAAGAAAAAAUACACCAGAUUUGAGAAAAUCGGGCAGGGUGCUUCAGGGACAGUAUUCACAGCCAUUGAUGUAGCAACUGGACAGGAGGUGGCAAUCAAACAGAUCAAUCUGCAGAAACAGCCAAAGAAAGAGCUAAUUAUCAAUGAGAUCCUGGUGAUGAAGGAGCUGAAGAACAGCAACAUUGUCAACUUCCUGGACAGUUACCUGGUGGGUGAUGAGUUGUGUGUCGUGAUGGAAUAUCUGGCUGGCGGUUCACUGACUGAUGUUGUUACAGAAACUUGUAUGGAUGAAGCACAGAUUGCUGCAGUAUGUAGGGAGUGCUUACAAGCAUUGGAGUUCCUGCACGCAAACCAGGUCAUUCAUCGAGACAUCAAGAGCGACAAUGUGCUACUGGGCAUGGAUGGAUCUGUGAAACUCACUGACUUUGGGUUCUGUGCCCAGAUCACACCAGAGCAGAGCAAGCGCAGCACCAUGGUGGGCACACCUUACUGGAUGGCACCCGAAGUGGUCACCAGGAAAGCGUAUGGCCCCAAGGUUGACAUCUGGUCACUGGGGAUCAUGGCCAUUGAGAUGGUGGAGGGCGAGCCCCCUUACCUAAACGAGAAUCCACUGAGGGCCUUGUACCUGAUUGCCACUAAUGGUACUCCAGAGCUGCAGAAUCCAGAGAAGCUCUCCUCGAUCUUCCGUGAUUUUCUCAACCGCUGCUUGGAGAUGGAUGUCGAAAAACGAGGAUCUGGGAAAGAGUUGCUGCAGCAUCCGUUCCUGAAGCUGGCCAAGCCCUUAUCUAGUUUGACACCGCUGAUUCUGGCAGCCAAAGAUGCAAUGAAGAGUAAUCGCUAGGAUCUCCUUUUCUUUAGCCCUCAGCUCUUUUCUUCCCCUCCUUCCUUCCUCCCUCCUUCCCCUGCCUCCCCACAAAUUGGAAUCAUGUAUCCCAGUCUGCAUUGAUAUGGCAGAGCAACUGCGGAAUCCCAUGUCGGGGAAUUCCUUGUCCUUGCCGUCGGCCCACCAUGCAAGCAGGGUCGAUGCUGCUUUCAUAUAUUUUUCAAGAAACCGUGAUACAUCAUCUCUCUCUCUCUCUCUCUACACACUUCAGUACUUGAAUAGCAGAUCAGAAGACAAACUAGCUGCCUCUAAUGUGGAAUCUGGACUCUCCCUAGGAUGCGAUUUGCUCUGCCCGUUGCUUGUCUCUUCUUAUGGACAUUAUGUACUGUACUGGGUGAGCGGGGCUGUGGGAUGUUUUGCUUGAUGCCUUUUUUUUUGUAUAUUAUGUAACUGUGGCAGAUUGCAUUGUUAGAAUUCAGGAGAGAAGUUGAUAUAGUUGUCCUUUUUUAAGAAAAAAAGAACUUUUUAUUGUUUGUACUAACAGUCUGGAGUUCUGACUGGCAGUGGCAGGCUCUGGGAUAAUGAGACUGCAGCCUCCUCCUCAUUUGUGAUCAGUGUGAUUUUUUUUUUUGUUGUUAGCCUUUGAGAGAAUCGCCUCUGACUGGUGUGCACCUUGAAAGCAGCAGUAAGAGCUUACUGAUUAUUCUGGUUUGUUUCUUUGACUGUAAUCACCCAAGAGUGUUGCUGGAUUCAGGCCUGCAUUAAGACACACUCGACCCAAUUCAUCGGAACGUUGUGAUUUGUUUUGCAUUGGGAACUUCUCUGUGGGUUCCUUGUUUGUGUUGUAGUCACAACAGUGCAUUCCCAGUCUUAUUUGAAAUGCACUGUUAACUGCUUCACUGACUCCCAAGUUCAAGUAAGGCUUCUGCAAAUAAAAUGAAUGGAAUGUUUGGUGUGUGAACUGGCUUGUACACACUAAGCAGAGUUUCCCAGCAGUAUAAUGAAAGAAUGGUAUUUUCAUUGGGCCUGCAGAUGCUAAUCAGAAUGGCACAAUCCUAUGGCCUUCAGUACCUGAGAAACCUAUUUAUUUUCAAAGUUUAUUAGCAUGAAUGUUAGAAAGUGCCGUCUACUUCGAAUCAAUGCUUCAUGUCUUUUGUAGAAUGCAUCCUCUGUGGAUGAAUCAGCAACAUCACCAUACCUAAUCUGUGUAGCAUCUGAUUUCUAUACCCCGCACCAGCUAUACCCAAGCAUGGUCUACAGUUGCACUUCUGUGCAUAUAGCUGAACCACUCUGCAUUCCAUUCAACCUACACAUGUAGUUGUGCAUUGCAAACCUAUCACUGUACUGCACCUUGUUACCUUAAACUGCACUGCAUUAGGCACACUGCAGUCACCACAUUAUAUAGUGCUUGGGCGUAAUGGCACAAGAGUGAAAUGUACUGGGGUAAGUGUGCGUGGUACUAGAUAGUGAGCCACACCAUUAUGGUGUCCACACAGUUAUGGUGUGAGACUUUUGAACUUGGCCACAAUGAGGUAUUAUUUUGGUUGGGGGAGAGCCUGUGAAGUUACUCUCUCACGUGAGCUUGUGUAGCUGCUGCCUUUUCUGUGUGCAUUGCCACAACCACAACUGUUCAAUACAUUGUGACAACUGCCAAAUUGAAAGAACCCAACUCACUAAUGGUUCUCAAAACAGCAUGACUGAUAGUGAAUUCUGUGGCUUGUUACUACAGUAUUAAAAGAAGAAAGUCUGACAAAAGGCUAAACAUUUCUGAAAGUGCCUAACAGUAGAGUCUGAUACAAUUGGAGAUUUGAGGUUUUGGACUCUUUUUUUCUAAUUAAUACUAAAAAUAAAAUUUGUAGAAAAACAUGCAA